AUGUAUGAAUAUUUGUGGCAUAUUCAUAUUGGUAAUUCAACAAUGUCAUUAUCAAUGUUCAACAAUCAUUGUCAAAAUGUUUUGAAAUUAGUAGGAACUCGACUUGUCUCAUUACGUGUAACAUUAACCAAUGCUAUGGAUGGAUGGUCACUUGUUUCAUCAUCUCUAAAAUAUCAUCAAAUAACAUUGCUUCAACGCCUUCAUCUAAUCAAUACUACACCACAUGAUCCAUUUCAUUAUCUUGAUGGUGAAGGAGUUUAUUUAACUAAGGUGUGUUCUAAAUUGCCUCUUCUAACAAAUUGUCGACUUCCAAUUAAUGUUUAUCAUAAAGGUCGAUAUGAUGUAGACAAAUAUUCAUCGCUAUCAAUAAUGAGUUUACCAAGUUUAUUAAAUACAAUUCAUCCUCGUAGAUUGACUAUUGGUAUGAACACGUCACGCUUUCUCAAACGUUUAAUAUCUUAUAUACCGUUUAUUGAAAAUCUUUCUGUUGGUGUAAAAGAUCUAGAAAUGAAACAGAAGAAGAGUUUUGAUAUAAACUUACUACCUGCCGCUGUCGAUGCUCAUCUUCUUUUGUAUCUAUCUUGUUUACAUAUAAAUUCUAAAGAUAGCAUUAGUUUUCACCGAGCUAUUGCGCUUUUAUCGUCUGUGUUUGGUCAACUUCGUCAUCUAUCGUUGAAAUUAGAAAGUGAUGUAGUAAUCUCUAGUCCAUUGACUAUAUCAGGUAAUAUUAUUCAAGAGUUAUGUAUCAAUCGUCUCAAUCAAGGAGCAAUCUAUAAUCUUUAUCUAGAUUUACAUGUUAAAAAUGAUGCGAAGGAAAAAAUAAUUUUUAAUUCAUUUUUGACAGCUCCAUUUACUAAUCGACCACGACCGAAAGUGUUUAUUCAAGAACUUAUUAGUAACGAUGUCGAGCAUGAUUGUCAUUAUUUUACGGUAUUCACUUUACCAUGUUAUGAAAGAAAACUUCGAACAUACAUGUUUUCUAGGACUCUAGAAAAAUAUUAUCCAAUGCCAAUUCAUGCGGUAGAUUUGUUUCCACGCGCUAAUGAAUUAGUUCUUCAUGGUUAUAGGAAUGAGAAUUGUGUUUUAGAGCUUGAUAAUGUUGCAAGUUCUAUAUCAUCAUUAGUUCCGUGGUCAUUAUUAAGAAAAACUUCAAUUGAUAAUAGUGAUGUUGGUACUACAGCUGAAUUAGAAUCAAUAUUACGGAUGGCUUAUAAUGUGCAUUCACUACAUAUAUGGGAAAAUACUGGAAAUUUUCGCCAGGCGGUAUUACGUAAUAUUAAUAAACUUGGUACUCUGGUCAAUAAACAAGUACGGAGUUUAUUUUAA
Molecule: messenger RNA, 1326 nt
Organism: Rotaria sp. Silwood2
Lineage: Eukaryota; Metazoa; Rotifera; Eurotatoria; Philodinida; Philodinidae
Source: the annotation of a GenBank genome assembly